AUCCAGGUGGGUGCCCUGAGAGAUCACAGAUGCAAGGCCAGAAAGGACCAUUCUGAUCAUCACGUCUGACCCCUGUGUAGCACGGGCCAGAGAGCUGCCCCCAAGAAUUCCUGGAGCAGAUCUGUUAGAAAAACAUCCCAUCGUGAUUUGAAAAUGGAUCCAUCAGGACCCAAUGGGCCUUAAUCACCAUCUCAGCACCCUAAGAAAUCCCAGCCAGUUUUAGCCCUAGGCUCUGACUGAGAGAGCAAGAUGGCGACGGGCGCAGAUGUGCGGGAUAUUCUGGAGCUGGGGGGUGUGGAGUCAGAGAACACGGGAACCAUCAAUAAGAAGGACAUCAUCAAUUCUGAUAAGAAAAAAUCCAAGAAAUCAUCUGAGACGCUGACAUUUAAGAGGCCGGAGGGGAUGCACCGAGAGGUUUAUGCGCUUCUCUACUCCGAUAAAAAGGAUGCGCCUCCUCUGCUGCCCAGCGACACGACGCAGGGCUACCGCACAGUCAAGGCGAAGCUGGGCUCCAAGAAAGUGCGGCCCUGGAAGUGGAUGCCUUUCACCAACCCCGCGAGGAAAGACGGGGCCAUGUUCUACCACUGGAGGAGGGCCGCAGAGGAGGGAAAGGAUUACCCCUUCGCCAGGUUCAAUAAAACAGUGCAGGUGCCUGUGUACUCGGAGCAGGAGUAUCAGAUGUACCUGCAUGACGACGCCUGGACCAAGGUGGAGACAGAUCACCUCUUCGACCUCUCCCGCAGGUUCGACUUGCGCUUCGUGGUGAUCCAUGACCGCUACGACCACCAGCAGUUCAAGAAAAGGUCAGUGGAGGACCUGAAGGAACGGUAUUACCACAUCUGCACCAAGCUGGCCAACGUCCGCGCUGCUCCAGGCACCGACCUGAAAAUCCCCGUCUUUGACGCCGGCCAUGAGAGACGUAGGAAGGAGCAGCUGGAGAGGCUGUACAACAGGACUCCAGAGCAGGUGGCAGAAGAGGAAUAUCUGAUCCAGGAGCUCCGGAAAAUUGAAGCCAGGAAGAAAGAGAGAGAGAAGAGAACCCAAGACCUGCAGAAACUCAUCACCGCUGCCGACACCACCACCGAGCAGAGGCGAGCGGAGCGCAAGGCUCCCAAGAAGAAGCUGCCCCAGAAGAAGGAGACAGAGAAGCCUGUAAACAUUUCUUGUCUUCGCUGUCACUGGGCUGUUCCUGAGACUGCUGGCAUCAAGUUUCCCGACUUCAAAUCUGCAGGUGUCACGCUGCGGAGCCAGAGGAUGAAACUGCCAAGCUCGGUGGGACAGAAGAAGAUUAAAGCCCUGGAGCAGAUGCUGAUGGAACUAGGAGUAGAUCUCAGCCCCAUGCCGACGGAGGAGAUCGUGCAGAUGUUCAACGAGCUGCGGAGCGACCUGGUGCUGCUCUAUGAGCUGAAGCAGGCCUUUGCCAACUGCGAGUACGAGUUGCAGAUGCUGCGUCACCGGCACGAGGCGCUGGCCAAGGCGGGCAGCCUGGGCCCUGUCGGCAUGGAGGGGGCCCGCGCAGACGGGCAGGCCGGGCUCAGCACGGAGGAGGGCAAGGGAGACGCCAAGGACCAGAUCAUCGAUGUGGUUGGAGCACCAUUGACCCCGAACUCAAGAAAACGCCGGGAGUCGGCCUCCAGCUCCUCCUCCAUCAAGAAGGUGAAGAAGCCGUGAGCCCUGUCGGCGCAGUGCGGCCGGCUGGGUCAGCACUGGGCCGCGACUUCAGACUGGGAGCCGGGCAGGGAAGGGCCUUGCCUGGGGAAGGAUUCCAGCCAGAGCCGUUCCCUUCCCAGCACUGCCUGCCCCCACACCCCUGCGCUGCCAGCAGGCCUUGGGGUGACGCUGCUUCCUGCCCCCAGCAGUGGGGCCGCGAGAGCUGCAGAGAAGCUGGGCAGGUGGCUGGAGCCGUGUGGGUGGCCAUGCUGCACCUGCGGGCCUGGCCCGGUGGGCUCUGACAUGCUGGAUUUGUGUGUGUCCUUGUAAAUACAGCCCUGUCCCCCUGCC
Messenger RNA from Caretta caretta (loggerhead turtle), 2001 nucleotides. NCBI's taxonomy places the organism in Eukaryota, Metazoa, Chordata, Testudines, Cheloniidae. The record is from RefSeq and is a predicted model, not a curated record.